Molecule: messenger RNA, 1392 nt
Organism: Penicillium olsonii
Lineage: Eukaryota; Fungi; Ascomycota; Eurotiomycetes; Eurotiales; Aspergillaceae
Source: the annotation of a GenBank genome assembly
AUGUCUACCCCCCUCCGCAUUGUCAUGGCCUGCGACGAGGCCGGCGUCCCCUACAAAGAAGCCAUCAAAGCCACCCUCCAGAAAAACCCCCUCGUCGCCGAGAUCCUCGACGUGGGCGUCAACUCCUCCGACGAUAAAACCGCCUACCCGCACCCAGCCGUGGAAGGUGCCACCCUCAUCCGUGAAGGCAAAGCAGACCGAGGCCUUUUCAUCUGUGGCACGGGACUGGGCGUGGCCAUUGCCGCCAACAAAGUGCCCGGCAUCCGGGCUGUGACUGCCCAUGAUCCAUUUUCGGUGGAACGAUCGAUUCUGAGUAACGAUGCCCAGGUGCUGUGUAUGGGUCAACGGGUCAUCGGGGUUGAGUUGGCGAAAAAGCUGGCCUCGGACUGGCUGAACUAUCGGUUUGACCCUAAGAGUGCAUCCGCGGCCAAGAUCCAGGCCAUCACCGACUAUGAGAUUCAAUUCCAUGUUCUCCGUACUCCGGACUUCCGGUUCUUGUAUCGCAAUUGCCUAGUCGCACAUCUACUUACUUUGUACGCCAUGGCGCAGGAACUCAAAGCAAAGGGCAACGAGCUCUACAAAGCCGGCGACUACAGCGGCGCCGAGGAUCUGUUUUCCCAAGCGCAAAAAAACCCACACGAUGCAACUUUCUUCUCAAACCGCGCCAUCACCCGAAUCAAACUAGCCAAGUGGGCCGGUGUCGAACAUGACGCCCGCGCCGCUAUCGAAAUCUACGGCCUGAAGAACCCCACCGCUCUCAAGAGCUGCUGGUAUCUUGCGCAAGCCCUCCUCGGCCUCCAACGCCCCCAGGAAGCAUACGACGUCGCAGCCGACGCAUACCAACAGAGCCUGACGACGAAAAACGCACAGACGGAAAACCUGUCGCGCACGGUGCUACGGGCAAAGCAACAGAUCUGGGCCGCGCGGGAAACUUCACGAGUCCGCGAGCUGAAUGAGACACUUGGCGCUGUUGAGGCGCUCAUCGAGACAGAUGUGGCGCGUGCGCUUGCCGAGCUGCAGGGCCGAUUGGACCGUGGCGAAAUUGGAGAGAUUGGUUUUGGGGAGGAUCAGAAGGCGCUGAGAGAGGAUGCCGAGGUGAAGGUGGCCAAUCUGCGGGACGCUUUCCGCAUUGCGUCUCAGGGGGAGGUGAAGGAACGGGCUGUGCCUGAUCAUCUGGUUGAUGGGAUUACCUUUGAGAUCAUGCAUGAUCCUGUGAUCACGCCUUCUGGCGCCAGCUUCGAUCGUCUCGCAAUCACCAAGUAUGUUGAGAAGGCUGGCGUGGAUCCCUUGACGCGAGCUCCGAUGACCGUGGGUGAUCUGCGGAAUAAUUAUGCGCUCAAGGCGGCCUGCGAGGAAUUCCUGACUCACAACGGAUGGGCUGUGGAUUGGUAG